GGAUACAGCGGGGCCAUUUAACAUUGCGUUUCAGCCAAACUCUCACGACAGGGGGCAUCGCACACUACGGGGAUACACUACACAGCAACCGCGAGCUUAGAAGCGGACUGUUGCCUGAAUUGAGAACAUACAGCGAUGGCACAGCUGGUUCAUGUUUACCCAGUGCACUUUCCCAAACCUCUGGACCAGCGGUCAGUGCGUCACUGAUUGCACAUACUGACAUUAUUUCUGCGUUUUUUGCUUUUUUAUUUUGCCAUUUUUCCGUUUUCUUUGGAGCUAUACCUUUCUGCCUCGUGCAUAAAUCCCUUAAAUCUAUAUGCUUUUAUUAAGCAGAUUUUGCACUUGCGUUGUUUUUUUUCGAGAUCGCAUUGCUCGUUCAGAAGAGAAGACAAAUUGUCGAUCAUAGCCUACUUGCUAAUAUCUAAUAUCCGUUCGACUGGAAACCCUAUCAAAACAGUUAACUCUAUUGCGGGCAUCUGUGUCAAAUCGAGCUCGAGUUCUCUUGUUGGAUGAAACCGAUUUGGGAUAAAUUUUGCUGUUGUCAUCAUUGCACAGUGUGCACCAGCGCUCCGAAAUCUGAGCAUCCUCCUUCGGAAGGUACAAUUGCGUCCGCUAUGCACAUUGUCGUAGCUUUGCAAUAAUUUAGAAGAUCCGCAGUUGAAGGCUGGGACGACAAAAACAUACAGACAGAGGAUGUUUUGGAUGUGAAAAUAAAAAUAAUAAAUAGGCAAGAUGGGGAAAGAUCAGGAAUUGCUACAAGCAGUGAAAACUGAAGACCUUCUUACGGUGCAGAAGCUCUUGCAGAGGCCCAAACCAGGGAAAGCAAAGUUGCUGGGUUCUGCCAAGAGGGUGAACGUCAACUUCCAGGAUACAGAUGGGUUCGCCGCGCUGCACCAUGCCGCCCUCAACGGGAACAUGGAGCUCAUCUCCCUGCUGCUGGAGUCCCAGGCCACUGUGGACAUGAAGGACCAGAAAGGAAUGCGCCCGCUGCACUACGCGGCCUGGCAGGGGAAGUCGGAGCCCAUGAAGAUGCUGCUGAAGUCGGGGUCCUCGGUGAACGGGCAGUCCGACGAGGGCCAGAUCCCGCUGCACCUCGCAGCACAACACGGGCACUACGAUGUGUCAGAGAUGUUACUCCAGCACCAGUCAAACCCAUGCAUUGUGGACAAUGCUGGGAAAACCCCUCUGGACCUGGCCUGUGAAUUUGGUAGAGUGGGCGUCGUUCAGCUGUUGCUCAGCAGUAACAUGUGCGCCGCCCUGCUGGAGCCCAAACCCGGCGACGCCACUGACCCCAACGGCACCAGCCCCCUGCACCUCGCCGCCAAGAACGGUCACAUUGACAUCAUCAGGCUGCUUAUCCAGGCUGGCAUCGACAUCAACCGGCAGACCAAGUCAGGCACUGCCCUGCACGAGGCGGCACUGUGUGGCAAAACCGAGGUGGUGCGGCUGCUGCUGGAUAGUGGCAUCAAUGCAGGAGUGAGGAACACGUACAGCCAGACAGCGCUGGACAUUGUAAACCAGUUCACCACCACUCAGGCCAGCCGGGAGAUCAAGCAGAUGCUCCGGGAUGCCUCUGCAGCCCUGCAGGUCAGGGCCCUGAAGGAUUACUGCAACAACUAUGACCUGACCAGCCUCAACAUAAAGGCGGGCGAUGUCAUCACGGUGCUGGAGCAACACCCUGAUGGCCGGUGGAAGGGCUGUAUCCAUGACAACCGCACAGGAAAUGACAGAGUGGGCUACUUCCCCUCCAACAUGGUGGAGGUGAUCAGCAAGAGGGCAGGUUCAUGGAACACAGUCAUUUGUAGCCAACAGUAUCAAACGAUACAGCUCUGUGCGCCGGCGUGCGGCCCUGCCGCCGUGGUGAACGGGGACUCUUACCAUCAGAUCCAUAUCCUGCCGCCUCCUCCACCUCCGCCACCACAUUCCCAUCAGCCACUUUUCACUUCCUUUGGCUAUAACAGGUCCCAGAGCACCUCAGAAGAGCUGCACUGUGCAAAAGGUUCCAGAGGCUCUGAGUCCAGCCCCCACGGCUCCCCCACCCCAGCCAGCGGCACCCAGGGCGGCGCCAGCGAGGAAAUCUGGGUGCUGCGCAAGCCCUACGCAGGUGGAGACCGCAGCAGCAUGGGCAGCUCGGGCAGCGUGGCCAGCGCCCGGUCCUCGGGGAGUGGGCAGAGCGCUGGCACCAACGCGCACAUCCUGCACGCCCAGGCGGAGGGCGUCAAGCUCCUGGCCACAGUGCUCUCUCAGUCUGCGAAGGCCAAGGAACACCUGCUGGAGCAGUCAAAAUCUCUGGAGCAGUCCACAGGCUCCUCCUCCCGCACCCCGAGUUCAUCAAGCUGCCCCUACCAUGAGCCGCCGUAUGGAGAACCUGUGUCACAGCGGAAGGGGGAGGUGCUGCCUGAUGGGAAGAGCUCAGAGGCUGUUAUCCAAUGGCUGAGCGAGUUUCAGCUGCAAGUCUACGCUCCAAACUUCAUCAGCGCGGGCUAUGACAUUGCCACCAUUAGCCGAAUGACCCCCGAGGACCUGACUGCUGUUGGGGUGACUAAGCCAGGACACCGUAAGAAGAUGACCUCCGAGAUUAACAAGCUGAGUGUCACGGAGUGGCUCCCGGACCAAAAGCCAGCAAACCUGGCAGAGUGGCUGUCUAUGAUUGGACUGACCCAGUAUUACCAGAUUCUGGUCCAAAAUGGUUAUGAGAAUAUCGACUUCAUCACUGACAUCACCUGGGAGGAUUUACAGGAGAUUGGAAUUACAAAACUUGGGCACCAGAAGAAGCUGAUGCUGGCUGUGAAGAAGCUGGCAGAGAUGCAAAAGGCAUCAGAGGGGCGAGGCACUCUGCGCAAGAAGCCGCCCCCUGCCCAGGAAGUGAUGGCCAUCGAGAGCCCUCCCCACGACAGCGCCGAGUGCAUGUCCCCCAAGAUGAGCUCCUUCCAGGACAGCGAGCUAAGCAACGAGCUGCAGACGGCCAUGAACCGCGGCGGGGAGGUGCAGGAGGGGGCGGAGGUCCGGCCGGGCGGGGGCCAGAUGUCCCAGCGCAUGCGCAGCAUGCACGAAAACAGUCUCAGUAAGAGCCGGGAUGGGGACGAAACCAGCGGCCCUCCAAGGAAGGAGGCCCGAACUGCGCGGCAGGGCAGCCACGCCCAGGGGCUGCAGAGGGCCAAUGUCCCGCCUCCACUGGGCAAACCACGCCCAGCACCCUCCUACACCCCGCCACAGACUCCCACCAAGACCAAGCCAUCCUCCCCGCAGACUAUGGGGCCUCCACAGGCCUCUGCCAAGGUGAAGCCCACCCCACAGCUCCUGGCCCAGACAGAGCGGCCCAUGUCCCCCCGCUCCAUCCCACAGUCCCCCACACACAGAGGCUACGCCCACGCCGCGCCGCAGCACAUGGAGAGCGUGGAGGGGCCACCGGCCCAGCAGCCGCCCGUCUCGGUGCCCCUGCUGUGCCUGCCCCCGGAGGGGGACGAGUACGAGGAGGACCAGGGCCUGCCCAAGAAGCGCGCACACAGCCUGAGCCGCUAUGCCGCGUUUGAUGGUGAGCGGGAGCGUGACGAGCUCAUGGUCCCCGACACCACCAAGUACGCCACCAUGCAGGCCCGGGUCGGCCGCAGCAGCUCCGUCCGGGCCCAGUUGGACAAGAACGUCAACCGGAGCCAGUCCUUCGCCCUCCGGCCCAAGAAGAAGGGGCCCCCGCCCCCUCCGCCCAAGCGCUCCAGCUCCACCAUCUCCAGCACCAACCUGGAGGAUGAGGCCAGAGACGGGGGUGGAGGAGACCUGCUGGGGGUCACCUACCACGAGCGGCGCCGCGCCAGCGACUUGGGCGGCAUGGUGGACACGGGCAGCGCGGGCAGCGUGAAGAGCAUCGCGGCCAUGCUGGAGAUGUCCUCCAUCGGGGGUGGGCCUAAGGCCCUGGCUUUUCAGAGGUCCCUGUGUGGCAGUGGCUGUUACCUGCAGGUCAAUCCAGUCCAUGGGAAGCAUCGUGAUGGCAUCGGGCUGGACGGGGAGGUGGUGAACCGCCGCAGGACGAUCAGUGGACCAGUGACCGGGCUGGUGACGGCCGCGCGAAGAGAACAGGGCCCCGAGUCGCCACGAGACAGGCUGGCUCCAGAGCCGCUGCCUGGCUCCGCCAACAGCUCGGCAGAGAACCUGCCUUUCGCUGAGGACGGCAACCUUACCAUCAAACAGAGGCCGCGGCUGGGAGCAGAGGGCGACGGCCUGGCGGACAGCGUCUACUCCCUGCCUCAAGAGGAGCUGUCCCGCAUGGACGCCACGGCAACGAUGAAGAGGAGGCUCCGGCCCAAGCACCACCCAGACAGCGUCAAGUUCCAGCUCAUCGAAUCCAACACCGUCAAGCGCCGACCCAAAAGCAAAGACAAGGACUCGUUGGAGAUGCCGGAAUUGCCACCCUACCAGAACGGCACCAGUACGGUGAAGAGACGGCCCGUGUCGGAGAUGAGCGUAAUGGAGCAGCCCCGCCCUCAGGACAAUGGGGAAGGGCCCCCCCGCAGGGACAGUGCUGACUUCAGCUCUCACACCGUCCAGGCUGAACCCCGGAAGCCCAUCAAGCCCCCGGUAUCCCCCAAACCUGUACUCGCCCAGCAAAUGAAGAAGCAGGGUCCCCCAAUGCCCUCUGCCAAGAGAGUCCCCAUCCCUGGACCGGGCGGCCCUGGCAGCCCAGAUGUGAAACGAGUGCCCCCUCCGAUUUCACCAAAACCCAGCCCUCCUCCCACGGCUCCCAAACCAGCCAAAGUGCUGCAGAACAUCAGCGUGACCCCUCCAUCCACCCCCACCCCUGGCAAACAGGCCGCCAGUACGCCCCCUUCGCUGUCUGCUGGCACCACCAGGCCCCACACUCCCCCGACCCCCCAGACCCCUGGAACCCCUCAGACUCCAGGUUCCCUCACGCCGGGCCCCACACCCGCGCCGGUCAAGCCCCCUCGCUCCUCCAUCAGUGGAGUGUCCGUGGACAUCGCAGGCCCGGUGGAGUCAGCACAGCAGAAGCUGGAGGAGACCAGCGCCUCCCUAGCCGCUGCCCUGCAGGCUGUGGAGGAGAAGAUCAAACAGGAGGAUGGGCAGAAAGACUCGGUAGCCGAAGACAAGAGCACAGUGAGCAUCCUGGAUGACAUUGGCAGCAUGUUCGACGACCUGGCUGACCAGCUGGACGCCAUGCUGGAGUGAAGAGCACAGUCGGCGCCUUUGCGGCACAACCUCAGGGCUCCGCGAGGGCAGAAGGGCACAAACGACUGCAGGACCCCUCCCGCUCCCCUCUGGCCUCUCUGCUCCCCCUAGCCUGUCCAGCUCCUGUCACAAUAUUACCUCUCCCGAAGCCACUCCUUCUCUCUCCCGCUCCUCCCUAUUGGGUUGCACAGCUGACCAAGUCCUCCAAUCCCCAGAAGAAUUACCUCAGGAUUGGCGGGAGAAAAAAGCGGGAGACAGACAACAAAAAGCAGAGGCAGAGGGUUGGCGAGUGAGUUUUGCAGCAGAAAACGUUACAAUCAAUUUUUUCUUCUUACAUUGGAUUAUUCAAGCUAUUGUAAAAAAAUAAAAAAAUAAAUAAUAAUACAAAAUGAUACAGUACAAUACUAUAUGUGUAAAUUGUAAGCAUGAGGAAAGUUUAUAUAUUAAAAAGUCCCAUAGUGAGAAUAAUACAUUAGUCAGUACAGUGAUAUACAUAUAUAUAAAUAAAUUAUUUUUAUUUGACUUUUUUGCCAAAUAGUAUAAGUGUGGUUAUGAGUCAGUUGUUUGGAAAAGAUGGACAAAAUAUGAAUUUUUACUUGACCAAAUUGGGACAAAAAAAACACAUUUUGAGAUUGUGUAAUGUGUGAAAGUGAGUUUUGGUUUCUCGGUGUCUGUGGACGACCCUUGUAUUGUGAGCUUGACGUGGGCUUCCAUGUGGCUGCACACCUAGCUACUGUGCUACCGGUGCAGGGGCUAAUCCUGAAUGCAGAAACUUCCAGGUUCUCGCCAAUCAGAGAGCUGUCUCCGUACAUUCCGUGACCCUGUUCCUUAGCUGCGGGGAACGUACGCAAGCACAGCCCCCCUUGUCCACCCACCCCUCUGGUGCCCAUGGGCCUUGGCCUGGGACCUCAGUGGUGCUAACCCACAACUCUUAGUCCACUUGCAAACAGAGCCAGAUGAGCACUGCACACAUCUUACUCGAGUUGGCAGCAAGUGAUUUGGUCUAAAAUAGACCAGCAACAAGCUGCUUCAGGGCUCACAUCUCAGACCACACAACUGUGGUUCACAUGCAUGCACACACACCCACACACACACACACACACACACACUUAUUGAACUGUAGCUCAGUUAGAGUCAGUUACAGCAGCACAUCACCCUAAAUUCUCAAUGAAAGGCCAGGUUUACAUGGCAGCCCAGGACAAGCACAAAGAUGAUCCUCCUUGUCUACAUUUGAGCGAAGAGGUGCACAAGGCCAACGGCUCCCCCUGCUGGUGCUGUAAGGCGCGGCCCCUGGGCAAGAAGGACCCGGCUCCCGCUGAACCUGUGCCCAGUGCCAACACCUGACAGGUUCCCACAUGACUGUUUUAUAGUGGUAUACUGCUUCUAAAAUGGCACAUCAAGAAAACAAAUAGUCAAUUUUCAUAGUGACAAUAGUCAUUUUCCUUCAUUUGGUGAUUUGGCAUUACUGCUUGAAUUGUAAAAGACUGGUUGUUCUGGCUCAUGCUGCCACGCUGUGUUUGAUUCCGAUUCCCAUUACCGUCCAUGGUGGACCUCUGUAGGUGUUGUUUUUUGCGUGUGUAUGUGUAUGUGUGCCAUUUUUGUGAGAGUGCUGUGUGUGUCUUGUGCUCAUCAUAUGAACAGCACUUGAAGGCUCGUGAAAAACCGUGGAUUUUUUUUAAAUGAGCUGUAUUUGAACUACAAUGCAAAGUGUUUUCAAGGUGUUUUUUCCUGUCUUCGUACAUCAAAGGCACAAUUAUGGAGCGUUUGAGAGAUGUUUUAUACUUCACCAGUGUUAACAGCUGUGCAAGUCAGCAGUGAUCCUUAAACCAAAAUGGUUGCAGAAAGUGUCAAACCGGAAUCAGUUUUACUACACAGGAGCUAAAAGCUUGUGCAUUUAUAUUUUAGUUUGUUGCUGGCAGUUCAGUUGGUUUGAAACUUGCUUGUCAUUGGCAUGUCUGCUGCGACAUCUUCAAUCACCAGCAAAGAGACUGAUGCUUGAUGUUCACAUCACAGCAGAAUCCUAGAUAUGAAAGACAGACUGUCAUUUCCUGGCCCACCCCUUUCCCUGUGGCUUCUGUUGAACAAGGUAACUUUGCUCCAGUCAUUUUACUCCUUCAUCCCUGACCUAUGUGUUGAUGCUGCAGCCGUGCACACCAUCAGUGUGGUUGUUUGAUGGAUCCAAACGUAGUGGCCCAGACCCCCCAGUGCCGCUGCACUGUGCUGCAAGCCUCUUUCACAGAAGGGGUUUUCUUUUGGAUGCCCAUGCAUCAAAGCUUAACAGCAGAACUAACACCACUACCCUGUUUUUUCUAUUUUUAUGUUAAGUUCCCUUAUCGUGAUGACAUGCAUUGAAGUGUAACUGCUGCAGUAUUGACGGGGUGUUAAACGGGGCCAGUGAUGACUUGUAGUAGAGCCUCAGAAGUGCAUACUUAGUACCUGUCUGCUGCUACACAGGGCUAGAGGAGGAAGGGUGGAUGACUCCUGGAGGCAUUCGAAUGGAAGAGUAGGGGAAUACCCUGUGAUCUUCGCCCCAUCUUAUCUGAAACACCUUUAGCCCAACUGCUUUCAUAACUGUCGUAACUCUCUGCCACGUACCUGUUUUCUCACAGUUUGCUUAUCUCUGUUACUGUCAGAAUCCUUAUAGAUACUAUAUUUCUGUUAUUGCUGUGUCAUUUUGACCCCCCCCCCCCCCAUUGCCAUGACAAUCUCUGUGAUGAUUCUGAGCACUGCCGCUGUAUCCAAUAAAUGAGGGCUGUCACACUGAGGCCCCAAGAGACUUGCAAACCUGACAAAUUUCAAAAUCAGUACAUUUAGUAUUUCAUAAAUAUUUUUGUUAAGAUGCAUAUCUUGUUUUUCUUACAUUGAUGAAGCUGUGUGCAUAAGCCACCGAUCACUUAGACCUGCUCUUUAUUAUGACUUUAGCUAUGAAAAAAAUAUUUAAUAUAACUUAAUUUAUAAAUAAUCUAUAAUUAAUUAUUUCAUGAGAUUUCAUCUGGAAAAACAUUUAUUUAAACUGACUUGUAGAACUCAAAAUGAAUAAGAAUUACAAUUUUUAUAUGCUGUAUGCUCCAAAAAAUAAGACCAUUGUAAAAUCUAAUUUUCUAUUCAUGAUUCAUGCUCAUUUGCAGAUGUAUGUUCAGCUAUGACAUGGUUAUUUUACGUGUACUCAUUUAGAUUAUUUUAAUUUGUUUCACGUGAAGUUACUUUUUUUUUUUUUUUACACGUGCCUUGCUUUGUUUUGUCAUUUAAUCAUUUAGGGAAAAACCUUGUUUUGAGAGGGUUUCUCUGCGUUCCAUAACAGUAGAAAGCAAUGUCAAAUCUAAUUUUAUUUAUAUGGCGCAUUUCAUACAGGAAGCAGCGAAUGUCACUUAUAAAAAUGUUUUUAAUCGGUUACAGUUUCCACGAAUGCUCGUAACUGUAUUUGCUAAAUUAAGAUCUCCUGUGGGCCAUUGAAGUACAAUAGUGAGGUCACCUGACCUUGUGCUACGUUAUGGAAACACAGGGGGCUGCUCUUCCCAUGAGUUUGUUGGGUUCCUCUCCAUUGUGCUAAAGCUAUGCGUCCCUGUGUGUCCUGUGCUUAGAUCCCUGUCUGUAUAGCUGGAUGUUUUUAUGGUGAUGUAAGAGAUCCCUUUUGUCCCUUUCCUAAACAUGUUUUUUCCACUUUACUUUUUUUAGUCAUAGUAUUCAUUUAUUUCCUGGAAAUAAAAGAAAUAGAAAAUAGAAUCUUAAAAUUUAUUUAAAGAAAAUGAAAUAUAUUAAAGAGCAAGGUACAUCUUUAAAAAAUGUAAAAAGUUUUAUUUUUAUCCUCUACAUACACACAGAAAGCUGAAGAAAAACCUAGGAGAGCUCCAUAUAAGCAGGCUGUUUAUUGUGUUGACAUUCUGCCAUUGACUUGUAUGAUACCUGCUGUGACUGGCAAUGGGACAGUGCUGUUGACUGCAUCAACAGCCAUCUGCUCUAAAUAAAUGUUAUAUACGAAUACAA
Anguilla rostrata (American eel) is the source of this 9162-nucleotide messenger RNA. It is a transcript of the gene caskin1, whose product is annotated as CASK interacting protein 1. NCBI's taxonomy places the organism in Eukaryota, Metazoa, Chordata, Actinopteri, Anguilliformes, Anguillidae. The coding region runs from base 733 to 5178 and encodes 1481 amino acids. Gene Ontology annotation, molecular function: protein binding. The record is from RefSeq and is a predicted model, not a curated record. The transcript is spliced from 22 exons.